AUGGAGGAUGACAUCCCUAACAUCCCAAUUCACGAUUUCCAAAUCAACGAAUGGGACUACCAUCUGUAUAUGCCGGAAAUGGCUCCAUCCGCCAACGUUAAAGACAACAAGCACAAAAUAGUUGGUAAGACACUGGAACACGUCCAAAAUGUGAGAUGUGAUAAGGAUUCUUCUGGUAUGGAUGAUUCUGCAAGUACGGUGGAAGAUGACAUCCAAAUUCACGAUUUCCAUAUCAACGAAAUGGACUACCAUCUUUAUAUGCCGGAAAUUGCUCAAUCUGGUAAUCCCGAUCUUGGCAAUAAUGAGAAAAUCGAUCCCGGUCACAUGUCCACUGAGGGAGGUAUUGAGAAAGAAAAUGACGUCAUCGCUGUGACGUCAUCAAAAACAUUCAAGUGCAAAAUAUGCGACAAACAGUUCAAGUGGGCUUACAAAUUGAAACAACACAAACUUCUUCACAAAGGAGAGAGACGUUUCGAAUGUGGCGUUUGUCAUAAAACAUUCCCUCGUGCACAGGCUUUGAACGUACACAAACGUCUUCAUUCAAAUGAGGGACAAUUCGAAUGUGAAGUUUGCGGUGAGAAGUUCAAUCACCAAUCGAAUUUGUGUAGUCAUAAAUUGAUUCAUAACGACAAGGCAAUGUUCUUCGAAUGCUCGAUUUGUGGAAAAUAUGUUCGAGAUCACAUCAGAAGUGUGCAUAACAUGAAGGAAAAUCAGCUAGAAAGAGCAAUGAAACGAUCGAGAUCCGCUCUAUCUGCCAACGUCAAAAACAACGAGGACGAGUUGGCAAAGAUAUUUGGUAAGCGACGGGAGGCAUCUGGAAUACCAGAACACGUCCAAGGUAUAAGACGUGAUAAGAAUUCUUCUGAUGAUUUUGCGGGCGCUUCAGUUGACGACGACUUCCCCGUUCAUACCAAUUUCCAAAUUCAGUCUUCUCAAAUGGAUCAAAAUUUGGUGGUCACUUCAAUUGAAGAUGACAUCCCUAACACCCCGGUUCACGACUUCCAAAUCAGCUACCAUCGUUAUAUGCCGGAAAUCGCACAAAGCGCCUUAGGUGAUCCAGAUUAUGUGUUCACUGAUGAUAGAAUCGAGAAAGAAAAUGAGGACACGAGACUAAUGAUGCCAACGUCUUCUUACCUAAAUUUAUAA
This is a messenger RNA of Caenorhabditis remanei, 1146 nucleotides long. RefSeq lists its product as uncharacterized. Gene Ontology annotation, biological process: regulation of DNA-templated transcription. NCBI's taxonomy places the organism in Eukaryota, Metazoa, Nematoda, Chromadorea, Rhabditida, Rhabditidae. The transcript is spliced from 6 exons. Gene Ontology annotation, molecular function: DNA-binding transcription factor activity, RNA polymerase II-specific; RNA polymerase II cis-regulatory region sequence-specific DNA binding. Bases 1 to 1146 code for a protein of 381 amino acids. The record is from RefSeq and is a predicted model, not a curated record.